Molecule: messenger RNA, 595 nt
Organism: Aricia agestis (brown argus)
Lineage: Eukaryota; Metazoa; Arthropoda; Insecta; Lepidoptera; Lycaenidae
Exons: 4
Coding region: 189-572 (127 amino acids)
Source: RefSeq, a predicted model, not a curated record
CCAGUAUGUCGCCGCCAAUUGUUGCUUCCCUAGGCCCAAGCGUGAGAUCACUUGCCAUCAGCCAUCUCAUUUGCACAUUCGACAUGACCGGACCAGUUUAAAGUUCAUAUCAUAAGUUAUGUGUGUGUGAAUUGUUACAAUGAAGAGACGGAGAUUAAAUUUUUAGUUGGCUGAGUCAGUCAAUCACCAUGGGUUCCGUCCGCGGCGCCCGCCCGCCGUCCAACACGGCGUACUUCGUGGCGCUGGCCGGCAUCCUCUCCCUGCUGCUGCUGCUUUGCUGCUACUUCAUAUACUUCUGUGUUAAGAGGGUUAGAGAGCUGAUGAAGCAAGGUUUACCAGAGCCAGUGGCGUCGGUAAGACCGCCCCCGAAAUCGACCUCCUACCCGGUACAACCUGAGGUCCGAGAGAGUGCGACCGCGAUGGCGCGCCUCUGUCAGAUGCCGUCUCGCUCUGACGCGGUGUUUCCGUCUCAACAGCCGUCCAAUCUUCCCCCACCCCGCGUUCUCUCCCGUCCACAGACGCCGAAACACGUGCCGCAGUGCCCACAGUUGACUGUCGAACCUCCUACGUAGAGGUUAAACUACCCGCAAAAGUU